Caenorhabditis angaria is the source of this 789-nucleotide messenger RNA. NCBI's taxonomy places the organism in Eukaryota, Metazoa, Nematoda, Chromadorea, Rhabditida, Rhabditidae. The record is from the annotation of a GenBank genome assembly.
AUGAAAACCAAAAUUUUCCUCCUAAUUUUCAUCAAAUUCUUCCCAAUUUUCGAAACCCUCGAUUUCGAUGAGAUAACUUAUCGUAAAAUCCCAGCAAUGGACUUCUCAACAAAGCUUCUGAAAUCAAUUCAAGAACAACAAAGGAAAGUGGAUGUAAAAUUUGUGAGUUGCGUUGGAAAAUGGGAUGAUGAAACAUUGUUUGAUGUUCAACAUAAAUUCAAAAACUUUGAAAAUUCAACAAUUGAUGUUGCUGCAAUUCGAUACGUUGGAGAUCAAACAGUUUUAUAUUUCGAAGUAUUUUCAGAAUCAUCAAUUCAUUAUAGAUUAGCUUUUUAUUGGGUUUUGAGGAAGAAAGAUGGUGUUCCUUCUUAUUGGGGAAUUUCACAUGUAAUGGAUAUAAGUUGUAAAAAAUGGAAAAAUCAAGUGAUGGGUUGGAAUUAUGAUUUGAAAUUGACAAUUGUUAGUGUUAUAGAGUUGUAUAAUUUUUUCGAAGAGAGACAAAAUGCGACCAAUGGAAGAGAAGUUCUAGCUAAACGAUUCGCGGAUAAUUUUGAAAUGAAGUUUUGCGAUGGCGCGAAAUUCAAAUAUUUUUUCAAAGAUUCUGAUGGGAUUGUAAAUUCAGAGGAACUGCAAUAUCAUGAUAGUGUAGAUUUUCACAGAAAUAAUGAAGAGGAUAAACUAGAAGGUAUAAGUCAAUGUUAUAUGACUAUAAAUGGUAGAAAAUUACAAAUCGAGCAUAAUGAUGAUAAAAAUCAAUUUACAAAGGGACGGGAAUAUCCAUGUGAUUAG